GCGUGUCGCGCGGUGAUGACGUGGAGCCCGCGCGGCGCGGCGGCCGGAGCCGCCUUCGUUCCCUUUUGUCCAAGAUGGCGGCGGCCGCCGGAGGCGUCUCCUGAGCCGCGGGCCCCGGCGCCAUGAAGCGCGGCAGCGAACGGGACGGCAGCCCGACGGGGGCCGGGGGAGGCCGCGCCGCCGCCGCCGCCAAGAGGCCCCGCGAGCGAGAGCGCGAGAGCAGCAGCCGGCGCGGCCCGCACCGCAGCUCGGGCGCGUCCCGCAGCAGCCGGGACAAGUCCACGCCCGGCGGCGGCGGCGGCGGCGGCGGAGGAAGCGGCGGAAGCGGCGGAGGCGGCUCCGGGUCCCGCAGCCACCGCGGCGAUGAACGCGCCGGCGGCGCCGAGUCCAACCACCGUCCGGCAGCCGGCGGCAGUUCGGCCUCCGCAGCCCGCGGGCAGCCCGCCCCAGCCGCGGCCUCGUCGUCGUCGUCGUCCCGCGCGCUCGGCGUGCCCAAGGCCAAGGCGCUGCCCGGUGCCGUGGUGGCCCCGUCGCUGCUGUUGGCCGGGCCGCCGCCGGGCGCCGCGCCCUCGCUGCUGCUGGCGCCGCUGGGGGGCUCGGCCGGGCUGGCCGGGGAACCGCCCGGCUCGUGUGAGUACAAAACGCUGCUGGUGAGCGGGCUGAGCGCGGCCCUGCCCGACCAGCUGCUGGAGGACGGGCUGUUCCGCCUGUUCCAGCGCUUCGCGGGGGGGGGCGCCGGGGACAUCAGCGUCAAACUCUCCCACACGCCCGAGCUCGGCCGCGUCGCCUACGUCAACUUCCGACACCCCGGGGACGCCCGCGACGCCCGGCGACACGCCCGGGCCCGGCAGCUGCUGCUCUACGACCGGCCGCUCAAGGUGGAGCCCGUGUACCUGCGCGGGGGCCGCAGGAGCCGCACGCCGCCCCCCGCCCCCUCCCCGGAGCCGCUGGGCUACCUGCCCCCCCUGCACGGCGCAUACCAGUACAAGCAGCGCUCGCUCUCGCCCGUCACCAGCCCUUUGCUGCGGGAGCCGCGGCCCCGCCAUGCACAUGCUGCCGCCGCCGCCUUCGCGUUGGAAGCCGCCGCCAUCGGGCUCUCCCGGGAGCGGGAGCGAGCCCUGGAUUACUACGGGCUGUACGACGAGCGCGGCCGGCCCUACAGCUACCCCAUCGUGGCCGAGGAAGACCUGAUGCCGGAGGACGACCAGAGAGCCACCCGCAACCUCUUCAUCGGCAACCUGGACCACAACGUCUCGGAGGUGGAGCUGCGACGGGCCUUCGAGAAGUACGGCAUCAUCGAAGAAGUGGUGAUCAAGCGCCCGGCCCGCGGCCAAGGCGGCGCUUACGCCUUCCUUAAGUUCCAGAACUUGGACAUGGCGCAUCGGGCCAAGGUGGCGAUGUCCGGCCGCGUUGUGGGCAGGAACCCCAUCAAAAUCGGCUACGGGAAAGCCAACCCCACUACCCGGCUGUGGGUGGGUGGGCUCGGCCCCAGUACUUCCCUGGCUGCCCUGGCGAGGGAGUUUGACCGCUUUGGCAGCAUCAGGACUAUUGACUAUGUGAAGGGAGACAGUUUUGCUUAUAUCCAGUACGAAAGCUUGGACGCUGCCCAGGCCGCCUGCGCGCAGAUGAGAGGCUUUCCCUUGGGUGGGCCGGAGAGGAGACUCCGUGUGGAUUUUGCCAAAGCAGAAGAGACGAGAUACCCGCAGCAGUACCAGCCCGCGCCCCUCCCCGUGCACUACGAGCUGCUCGCUGACGGAUACAGCAGACACAGAAGCCUAGAGCAAGACUUGAGGGUGCGAGAUAGGACUCCUCCGCACCUCCUGUACUCGGACAGAGACAGGAGCUUUGCAGAGGCAGACUGGGCCAGUCCUGCCAAAAACGCUGAGCGCAGGAACAACUUGGAGAGCUACAGCCGCUCGGUGCGGAGCCGGAGCGGAGAGCGCUGGGCCAGCGACAGCGACCGCGCCGUGCCCAAACUGUGGGAAGAGAGGAGGAAACGGCGGAGCCUUUCCAGCGACCGCGGCAGGACUGCGCACUCCCCUUACGAGGACAGAAGCAGGACAAAGGCCAGUGGGCCGGCUUCAGAGCGCAGCCCGGAGCGGGCUCGCAAGGAGAAUCACACUACAGAAUCCGGAGCUGAGAAAGAACAGAGCAACUCCCUCCAGAACAAUCGUCACGCGACCGAGGAGAAACCCCACCGAGAGGCGUCCGACGCUGCGCAGCCUAAAAAAAGGGACAGCGAACGCAAUCAUCGAACUGCUGAAUCGGAAGCAAAAACUCACGAGGAGCCGAAAUCCGAGACCAAAAAGGUAAAGAAUUUGUCGGAAUACGCUCAGACGCUGCAGCUGGCUUGGAACGGGCUCCUCGUGCUAAAAAACAGCUGCUUCCCCACGUCUAUGCACAUCCUGGAGGGGGACCUCGGCGUCAUCAACGGGCUCCUUAAAGACCAUUCGUCCGGCGGGAAGCUCACGCAGCUCAAAAUCGCUCAGAGACUUCGGCUCGACCAGCCCAAGCUGGAUGAGGUGACUCGCCGUAUCAAACAAGGCAGCCCCAAUGGCUACGCCGUGCUCCUGGCGACGCAGUCCGCCCCGGGCGGCUCGGGGGCUGAGGGGACCUUCCCCGCGGUCGAGCCCGGUUUGCAGCGACGGCUGCUCAGGAAUCUGGUCUCCUACUUGAAACAGAAGCAGGCUGCUGGGGUUAUCAGCCUGCCCGUGGGAGGAGCGAAGGGCAGAGACAGCACAGGCAUGCUUUACGCGUUCCCUCCUUGUGAAUUCUCUCAGCAGUACCUCCAGUCAGCACUAAGGACAUUGGGGAAGUUGGAAGAGGAACAUAUGGUGAUAGUUAUAGUCAAAGACACUGCCUAGCCCACACUGUCUUUUCAGAUUCCAUGUUUUCUUUGUGUGUCACACAACCCCGUUGUUUUUAAGGCCAAUCAUUUUGGUGGAGGCUCAGAACACCUCGACCGGAGUGCAAAGAUUUUUAGUUUCUAAUUAAUUUUAAUACCAUUUAAAUAGAGCCCGUUUCAUUCGUUUUUAAUAUGUGACACUGUCCGCUGUUGUUCUGUAUUUUUAUUUUUUAACUGUAUGAAAAAGUUGUCAGUAAAGCCUUGUUCACUGAUGGGUUUCUAAA
Molecule: messenger RNA, 3129 nt
Organism: Coturnix japonica (Japanese quail)
Lineage: Eukaryota; Metazoa; Chordata; Aves; Galliformes; Phasianidae
Gene: RBM15B
Product: RNA binding motif protein 15B
Molecular function (GO): RNA binding
Source: RefSeq, a predicted model, not a curated record